Messenger RNA from Cantharellus anzutake, 2536 nucleotides. RefSeq lists its product as uncharacterized. The record is from RefSeq and is a predicted model, not a curated record. The transcript is spliced from 2 exons. The coding region runs from base 125 to 2416 and encodes 763 amino acids. Gene Ontology annotation, molecular function: protein binding. NCBI's taxonomy places the organism in Eukaryota, Fungi, Basidiomycota, Agaricomycetes, Cantharellales, Hydnaceae.
GUCAGAAUGCCUUAAGACCACUCGGGACAAAAUCCGCGGCUCAAUUCUCGACUACCUGAGGGAUCCUAAGAAUCGAUUUGUCUGGCUGCGUGGUUCGCCCGGGACGGGGAAAACUGCGAUAUCUAUGAGUGUAGCUUCCACGCUUGACAAGCAGCACACCCUUGCAGCAUCCUUCUUCUGGGAUAAGAACCAAGAGGGAACAGGACUCGAUUCGAUUGAGCGCUUCCCCUCCACUCUUGCCCGACAGCUUGCGGCAUUCAGCACCGAGUAUCAGAACUCGCUUAUCAGGCAACUUCGGGAUCCGGCUUCAUUCAGCAGUAUUGAUGGUUCUGCAACAGAGAAAGAGAUGAAAGCUUGGAUCAUCAACCCUAUGCGUGAACUCGGGGGUGUAUUGUCUUCAGGAAAGGGUCGCCCUGUGAUCGUAUUGGAUGGACUUGAUGAGUGCGGGAAUCCAGAGGUGCUUGCGUCUUUGAUGAGGCUCGUUCUUCUGCUUGAUGAGCUACCUUCGACGUUUUCCAUACUCAUCAGUUGCCGUCCGGAGCCGCAAGUGAUUUCCGCUUGGACUCGAGCUAAUCCGCAUCUUUCGAUCGCUCAUGAAGAUAUGGAUCAGAUUGCAAAAGACGAGAAUUUCCACACGAUCCGUUGUAUGCUCGAAAAUGGGUUCCAGGAUUGUAUCACGGAGUCUCCCUGGAAACCGACCAAGCAGGACCUCAAUGCGUUCUCUUCAGCUUGCCGUGGCUUACCUAUUAUCGCCUCAACCCGGAUACGUGACGUCCGCUAUCAGAUUCAAUGCGGUUCCGUGCUGGAAUCCGAAUUCGAUUACUAUCUCAAUCUCACAGACGCACCUGAGGAUCUGAACUCGGAGUACUUGCGAAUAAUGCGACGGGCCUAUUUAGGCCAGCGCACAAAAGUUAAUCCACGCCUCGCAGAGAAGUACCGUGAGGUUGUUGGGAUGAUGAUUGUCCCACGGCGAGAAUUCGGCGUGUAUGAGAUAUCACAGCUCCUUGGAAAGUAUUCUGAGCAUGAAGUGCGCUCGAUACUCAAGCCCAUUAGCUCAAUAGUCGAUCUACCUUCAACAGACAGCAUUCCUGUCAAAUUCUAUCAUGCGACAGUGAAGGAAUUCAUCACAGGGAUUCCAAUUGGCAAUGAAGAGGACGAAGUAUUUUUUAUUAGCGACAAGAAAGGGUAUUCAAUUGGGUUGCAGCUCCUUCGAUUUGUGAAUGGUGCCAUUAAAAGGAAUGAGUUGGGUCUCCCUGAACUUCCUUGGGGAGAUGAAAAGAAGUGGGAGUCUAGGGGCAAGACUACGAAACCCAAGCAUGUCGACUAUGCACUUACGGAGUUGUUCCAACACUUGGACCCUUCGCUCCUCUUUUCACAAGAGUCUAAUGAAUUGCAGAGAGAAUUUGAACAAUUCUGGAUACAAAACUUGGCCUCGUUCUUCUCAGCAAAGGGUAAAGGAAAAUUUCCUCCUGAUUGGGAUCAAUUCGAGAAUCACGAGUCGAUCUCUGUCAUCCGUGGUGCCCAGGAACUCUUUAGCGAAUCCCCAUGGCAUGCUUAUCGAUCCGUUCUCCCAUUCACUCCAACGUCAUCACCCAUGUACAAAUAUUAUGGUCAUCUCUCGGACCCUGUUCGAGUCUUCAGUGUCUCCGGCGAAUUCGCCGGUGGCUUAAUUCCUUUAUCCGAUGACGCACACAGAGCUCGAGGGGUGAUGGAGGCGGAGCUGACUAAAUUGUCGAGGAAGAAUGGAUGGGAGACCAAUUACGAAGCCGAGUUUCGUAACAAGAAUGUUCGCAAUGGUAUUGUGACCUGUGCAGCGCUCUCAAGAGAUGGCCAUCGUGUAGCGCUUGGAUUUGGAAGUGGUAUUAUCGAAGUAGCUGACAUUGACGAUCAGUGCACAAUCUGUCAAUUCCAGAGUGAUUCUUCCUAUCCUCCCAUUUGGAUUGAAUUUAUCCAUGGUGGUAAUACCCACAUUGCCACCGAAGAUACUCAAGGAAACACUACCAUUUUCCGCCAUGAAAUGCCUUCGGUGAAGCUUGGCACUCUUCCCAACAGCCAUUACCUUCCUCUAACUGCAGUGUCGGACAAUGGGUGGUUUGUUGUACGAGUCCCACGAAAUUCUAAAGAUGCUUGGUACGAGAAUAUAACACUCUUGUGUGUCUCCGGCAACCCAUCCAUUCAGUUUCUUGCACCUCCUUCCACCGCUCGGUCUUCCGAAUGCCUUUCCCUUCCUUUGCGACAAUCACUUGGAUUCUCUCCUGGAGGCCGAUAUGUCUGCGCUUACGAUGCGCAUGACGCUUUUGUCUGGUCAACAUAUUCAGGUGAAUGGAUCGCACGAUUUUGUGCGCAAGGUUUCGACAAGUGGAUCAUCAAUACUGGUGUUCCCCCCCUUGCUCAUAUUCCAUCCCCAACCCCAUAAUCCUUCAAUCUGCCAUUCCUUUGAUCCCGGAAGUGGACAUGAACUAUGGGCAAACUUCCGACUCGUCAUUGUCCAGGCACGACUCAGAUAGAUCAUGGCUGAAGUGCCCCUUUUACGACC